GACCGGUUGUUGAGAGUAGUAAUGAUGAGGGGGAGGGGGAGGGUGGUGGAGGUGGUGGUCAGAGAGCGGCCAUGUAUUCCACUCCGCUUCUUCUCUUCCUUAGCGCUGCUAGCAGGGCCGUCGUUACCGUCGCGGCGCUCCUCAGGUGGCGGCUAUUAUGGUGCGCCUACCACCAACUGCAAUGCAUCCUCAGCAGCAGCUGAGAAUGCUAAAGUGAUCGAUAACUUCAUUGACCACUGCUACCGGGGGGACCUCCCCAGGGCUAUGAAAGCAUUGGACUCUAUGCAACAGCGCAACAUCUUUGCCCACUCCCUUGCUUACUCCCACCUCAUCAAUUGCUGCGCGGCUCGCCGUGCUAUCGAACAUGGGAGAAGCAUCCACCGUCACGUCUUCUCCCCGGGAUAUCGCCCCAAAACGUUUCUUCUCAACCAUCUCCUUAACAUGUACGUCAAAUUCAGGCUGCUUCCCGAAGCUCAAGCCCUGUUCGACCAAAUGCCUCGCAGAAAUGUCAUCUCCUGGACAACCAUGAUUUCCGCUUAUGCUGCUGCAUCCUCCCCGCCCCUCCAACGCAGGGCCUUGGACCUCUUGAUUCUGAUGCUCAGAGAUGGGGUCUGCCCCAACAUGUUUACUUUCUCUUCGGUUUUGAGGGCCUGCCAUGAAUUACAGCUUCUUACUCAGAUUCACUGUAGCAUUAUUAAGGUUGGUCUGGAAUCUGAUGUCUACGUAAGAAGCGCUCUGAUUGAUGUUUAUUCCAGGUGGGGUGAAAUGAGUUCUGCCCUUUGCGUUUUUGGCGAGAUGGUAACCCGUGACCAGGUCGUUUGGAAUUCCAUCAUUGGGGGCUUCGCGCAGAAUAGUGAUGGUGAUCCAGCACUACAUCUUUAUAAAAGAAUGAAGAGAGCUGGCUUUCAGGCUGAUCAGUCGACACUGACUAGUGUUCUGAGAGCUUGCACUAGCUUAGCUCUCCUGGAAUUAGGGAGACAACUUCAUGUUCACGUGCUCAAGUAUGAUCAGGACUUGAUCCUGAACAAUGCACUCCUCGACAUGUAUUGCAAGUGUGGCAGCUUCAAGGACUCGGAUUCUAUUUUCAGUCGGAUGGCGGAUAAGGACGUGAUUUCAUGGAGCACCAUGAUCAUGGGCUUGGCGCAGAAUGGUUUUAGCAGGAGAGCUCUGGAAUUAUUUAAGGCAAUGACGGUCUCAAAGAUCAAACCAAAUCACAUUACCAUUUUGGGAGUUCUGUUUGCUUGUAGCCACGCCGGAUUGGUAGAUGAUGGACGCUACUACUUCCGUUCCAUGAAGAAGCUAUAUGGGAUUGAUCCAGGAAGAGAGCAUUAUGGUUGCAUGGUUGAUCUUCUUGGGAGAGCUGGGAGGCUUGACGAAGCCGUGGAACUGAUUCACAAAAUGGAAUGUGAACCGGAUGCUGUGACAUGGAGAGCAUUGCUCGGUGCUUGCAGAGUUCAUCGUAACAUGGACCUGGCUGCCUAUGCUGCCAAACAAAUAAUUAAGCAUGACCCAAAUGAUGCGGGAACUUAUAUAUUGCUGUCUAAUAUUUAUGCGAAUUCUCAGAGAUGGGAUGAGAUAACAGAAGUUAGGAAUGCUAUGAGGCAUAAAGGAGUCAAGAAAGAACCAGGAUGUAGCUGGAUUGAAGUAAAUAAAUGUGUGCACGCUUUCAUAUUGGGAGACAAUUCCCACCCACAGAUUAUCGCUAUUAGGAGGGAGUUGAAACAGAUAAUCCACAGGUUAAAAGAGAUGGGUUAUGUUCCCGAUGCAAAUUUUGUCUUGCAAGAUCUCGAGGGGGAGCAGAUGGAAGACUCACUCCUCUAUCACAGCGAAAAACUGGCUAUGGUAUUUGGAAUUAUGGCCUUGUCCAGUGGGAAGACCAUUAGGAUCAGGAAAAACCUGAGGAUCUGCGGGGACUGCCAUGAUUUUGCAAAACUUUUGGCAAAAAUGGAGAGUCGAAGCAUCGUUAUCAGAGAUCCAAUUCGCUACCAUCAUUUCGAGGAUGGACAUUGCUCUUGCGGGGAUUAUUGGUAGCUCAGUAUGUGGAACGGCACUUUUGUAUUUGCUGCUUGUAUCUGGAAUACAAAAAUGUAAGAGGCGUGGCCGCAUGUCGUGGAUCGACCAAACGAUUAUGUUGAAGAUCACAAUGGCUUUCGGUUUUUGCCAAUUGCCAUGUUAAAGUCAGCAGAGCACAUAGUUUUUCAGGAACUAGAAGGCAGCGAAGAGAUUAGCAUCACUGACCUAACGAGUGAAGAUCUCUACAUCUGCGCGGCUGCACUCUUGGAGCAUGAUAUUAGCAUUCCUGACCUAAAGGGUGCUCUCUAAUUGACUGGCUUGUUGAAGUACGUAAACCUCCUUAAUUCAGGAUUGGUCCUUAAAAAGAGGGACAAACCUAAAACAUGGGAAAUGAACGCAUGAGAAGAAUCAGAGAUGAAUAUGGAGAAACUCAACUCCAAGAGGACAAGCUACCCGCAAUUACAACUGCACGUGCUUUUACCUGAGGUAAUUCGCCAUAUUGGUUUCCUAAAGUAAUUAAACUGGGCAAAUGUACAUGUAGAAAACACAUUGACUUGAGCUUCAGCAAGGCUGAAAUCAGGAGUUCCACUUCGGCGAUAGAAAUGAUUGAGAACAGGUCGUAUAAAAAAAUUGUUCCCUGCCCAGCUCCUCCCAGCCAAAAACAUCAAUAGGUCUUUUGUUGCCUGCUCGAAUUUGUUCCCCAAGUCAUUGUUUCUGCAUGUAAAUGUACUCAAAAUGCAAUCCACCCAAACCCC
Molecule: messenger RNA, 2768 nt
Organism: Coffea eugenioides
Lineage: Eukaryota; Viridiplantae; Streptophyta; Magnoliopsida; Gentianales; Rubiaceae
Product: pentatricopeptide repeat-containing protein At2g03880, mitochondrial
Exons: 2
Coding region: 22-2031 (669 amino acids)
Biological process (GO): RNA modification
Molecular function (GO): RNA binding; zinc ion binding; protein binding
Source: RefSeq, a predicted model, not a curated record